Nannospalax galili (Upper Galilee mountains blind mole rat) is the source of this 2460-nucleotide messenger RNA. It is a transcript of the gene Eya1, whose product is annotated as EYA transcriptional coactivator and phosphatase 1. Gene Ontology annotation, molecular function: protein tyrosine phosphatase activity. The record is from RefSeq and is a predicted model, not a curated record. Lineage: Eukaryota; Metazoa; Chordata; Mammalia; Rodentia; Spalacidae. The coding region runs from base 139 to 1896 and encodes 585 amino acids. The transcript has 18 exons. Gene Ontology annotation, biological process: cell differentiation; positive regulation of DNA repair; multicellular organism development. Gene Ontology annotation, cellular component: nucleus.
GCCAAACUAUGUCAGGAAUGGAGGGCUGCUAACCCCGAAAACUCCAAGGAGCACACGAAAGUGGUGGACGCAGAUGUGAGCGCUGUGCAAACAUCUCACACCAGUUCAGAUGUUGCUGUUUCCUCGGGUUGCAGGUCUAUGGAAAUGCAGGAUCUAACCAGCCCGCAUAGCCGACUGAGUGGAAGUAGCGAAUCUCCCAGUGGUCCCAAACUUGAGAACUCUCAUAUAAAUAGUUCCAUGACUCCCAAUGGCACUGAAGUUAAAACAGAGCCAAUGAGCAGCAGUGAAAUAGCAUCAACAACCACAGACGGGGCUUUAGACAGUUUCUCAGGUUCAGCUCUCGGGAGCAGCAGCUUCAGUCCGAGGCCAGCUCACCAGUUCUCCCCAACACAGAUUUAUCCUUCCAAACCAUACCCACAUAUUCUCCCUACCCCUUCCUCACAAACUAUGGCUGCAUAUGGGCAAACACAGUUUACCACAGGAAUGCAACAAGCCACAGCCUACGCCACGUACCCACAGCCUGGACAGCCUUACGGAAUUUCCUCCUAUGGCAUCAAGACAGAAGGUGGACUGUCACAGUCUCAGUCGCCUGGACAGACGGGAUUUCUCAGCUAUGGCACGAGCUUUGGUACCCCUCAGCCUGGACAGGCACCAUACAGCUACCAGAUGCAAGGCAGCAGUUUUACAACAUCAUCAGGAUUAUAUACAGGAAAUAAUUCACUCACAAAUUCCUCUGGAUUUAACAGUUCACAGCAGGACUAUCCAUCUUACCCCAGCUUUGGCCAGGGUCAGUAUGCACAGUAUUACAACAGCUCACCAUAUCCAGCACAUUAUAUGACAAGCACUAACACCAGCCCAGCUACACCUUCCACCAACGCCACUUACCAGCUCCAAGAACCACCAUCCGGCAUCACAAGUCAAGCAGUUACUGAUCCCACAUCAGAGUACAGUACAAUCCACAGCCCUUCAACACCCAUUAAAGAUUCAGAUUCAGAUCGACUGAGAAGAGGUUCCGAUGGGAAAUCACGAGGCCGAGGCAGGAGAAACAAUAAUCCUUCACCUCCCCCGGAUUCUGACCUUGAGAGAGUGUUCAUCUGGGACUUGGACGAGACUAUCAUUGUUUUCCAUUCCUUGCUAACGGGAUCCUAUGCCAACAGAUAUGGGAGGGAUCCACCCACUUCUGUUUCCCUUGGACUACGAAUGGAAGAAAUGAUUUUCAACUUGGCAGACACACAUCUAUUUUUCAAUGACCUAGAAGAAUGUGACCAAGUUCAUAUAGACGACGUCUCUUCCGAUGACAACGGCCAGGAUUUAAGCACGUAUAACUUUGGAACAGAUGGCUUUCCUGCUGCAGCCACCAGUGCUAAUUUAUGCCUGGCAACUGGUGUCCGGGGUGGAGUGGACUGGAUGAGAAAACUGGCCUUUCGCUACAGACGAGUAAAAGAGAUCUACAACACGUACAAAAACAACGUGGGAGGUCUGCUUGGUCCAGCCAAGAGGGAAGCCUGGCUCCAGCUGCGGGCUGAGAUCGAGGCACUCACGGACUCCUGGCUGACCCUGGCCUUGAAGGCCCUCUCACUCAUCCACUCCCGGACGAACUGUGUGAAUAUUUUAGUAACAACUACUCAGCUCAUCCCAGCAUUGGCAAAAGUCCUGCUAUAUGGAUUAGGAAUUGUAUUUCCAAUAGAAAAUAUUUACAGUGCAACUAAAAUAGGAAAGGAAAGCUGUUUUGAGAGGAUAAUUCAAAGGUUUGGAAGAAAAGUGGUGUACGUUGUCAUAGGAGACGGCGUGGAAGAAGAGCAAGGGGCAAAGAAGCAUGCUCUGCCCUUCUGGAGGGUCUCCAGUCACUCAGACCUCAUGGCCCUGCAUCAUGCCUUGGAACUGGAGUACCUGUAACAGCCUCAUGGCACUUUGACACUGCACAACUGCCUUGUGGCCAGAGACAAAUCCAGCCAGCUUCAGUCUCACAUCAGCGCUGGACUCAGAACCUAGCAAUUUCAACGUACAGAUGUGUGGCUGCUGUGGUCUUGACCGCUAUCCUUGUGGUGAAUGGAGGACCUCGUUCGUGCUUUUCUUUAGAACAGCUGUUGACUCUAGUACUGUGAAUCCAAUGAAAAUAAGCCAUGAGAAUGUUCUAGCACAGUGUAAUGUGUCUUUGCCACAUUAACUACACGGUUCAAACCUGUGAAGAAAGGACCUACGGACACUUUGGUUUUCAGUGUGAAAUACACAGCUCCUCUCAGCAAACUUGAUUGCACAGCAGUGACUGGCAUGUAUUUCCUGGAUACCAGUGGAGGAAUUUUCUCAUAAAGAAGGUUUACUUUUUGGUGUCUCCUACCCAGGGUAAUCUGUACAUCUUUACUUAUUUAUGAACAGACUUUUAAAAACAGAUUUGCUGAGGUAUAAUUCACAUAUCACACAAUUCACCAAGACAGACUUCUUGGCAUCAAAUAGUUGAAG